This is a messenger RNA of Menidia menidia (Atlantic silverside), 1445 nucleotides long. The record is from the annotation of a GenBank genome assembly. Lineage: Eukaryota; Metazoa; Chordata; Actinopteri; Atheriniformes; Atherinopsidae.
AUGGACACUAUGGGACAGAGACACUAUGGGACAGAGACACCGGGCAGGGGCGCCCGGCGCCGAGUGGCUGCACAGGCCGGCUCCCGUAGGCCGGAGGCCCGCCGCCAGGAGCCGGGCGAAGGCAGACCGCCUCCAGGCGAAGCUCUGGGAGAGCAGAGCCCACCGCAGGACAAUGCAGCCUCCGCCUCGCCCCGCAGCCUCCUCCAGCCGGGACCCGCCUCGCCCCGCAGCCUCCUCCAGCCGGGACCCGCCUCGCCCCGCAGCCUCACCGCGCAGCCUUCGCCCCGCUGGCACUUCCGGAGGAAGCGGCCGCCCACAGGCGUGUCCCCGCGCCGGCUCCGUGGGCUGAGGCUGGAUGGGUGUGGCGGAAUCGGAGCUGUGUCGUAUUUCAUCCGCAUCGUUGAGGAAGAAGCUGAGGCCAUGGCGCUGGGGCUCAAGGAAAGAUUUGAGAAGUUCCUCCACGAAAAGAACGUCGUGACGGAUGUACUGGCCAAAGUGGAGGCGAAGACCGGCGUGAGCAGGACGUACAUCGCUGCCGGCCUGGUGGGCGUGAUCGCGAUCUACCUGGUGAUUGGCUACGGAGCCUCCCUGCUGUGUAACCUCAUCGGCUUCCUGUAUCCGGCCUACAUAUCAAUCAAGGCCAUUGAGAGUGCCACCAAAGAGGACGACACCAAGUGGCUGACCUACUGGGUGGUGUACGGCGUCUUCAGCGUGGCCGAGUUUUUCGCUGACAUUUUCCUCUCCUGGUUUCCCUUCUACUAUAUCGGAAAGUGUGCCUUCCUGGUGUGGUGCAUGGCUCCAACUCCCUCUAACGGAUCCAUCCAGAUCUACCACCGCAUCAUCCGACCUCUCUUCCUCAAGAAUGAAGCCAAGAUCGACGACGCUGUGAAGAACCUGAAGGACAAAGCAUCAGAGGCCGCUGAUAAGUUUAAAGAUGAGGCCAAGAAAGCCACAGCCAACCUGAUGUUUGAGGAGAAGAAGAGCUCCUAGGAGCGAGGCCCCGGGCCCGGAGCCGACCGAGCAGAGGACAUGUUAGGAGCCCCCCCCACAUCCACGACCCCUCAGAGGGUGCCGCCUUCAGAUAACUGUACGCUUCAUCAGCCAAAUAAAGAAACGCACUGAAGCCUCUGUGGUUUCUGUUCUGUGGGGGGGGGACUCAGACGGCCUGUUUCUGAGCUCAUGUGAGUCUUCACAGGACCACAGAAACCGAGCCAAAGCCCAACUCAACCGAAACCCCCUCUCAAAUCCAGCCUGCUGUGGGGUGGGGGUGCUAACUCAGUUCUGACUGACAGCAGCAGGUGCCCUUCUCUGCCCCCCCCCCACCACCACCACCACCUACCGCCUCAGCCCGUGGUGGCUUCCUGUAUUUGGCGCUGAUGACCAUGUGACUCCCGGCCAAUCGGCUCCGACGGCUGAGCGGGGAGGGGGGGGGGCUGUCCUCUGGG